This is a messenger RNA of Alternaria atra, 1068 nucleotides long. RefSeq lists its product as uncharacterized. Lineage: Eukaryota; Fungi; Ascomycota; Dothideomycetes; Pleosporales; Pleosporaceae. Bases 1 to 1068 code for a protein of 355 amino acids. The record is from RefSeq and is a predicted model, not a curated record. The transcript is spliced from 2 exons. Gene Ontology annotation, molecular function: catalytic activity.
AUGGCGAAUUUCUUACGUGUGGCAGCAUGUCACGCAGCCCCAGUCUUUCUCAAUGCACGCCGAACGACCGACAAAGCUAUUUCACUUAUUAAGCAAGCUGCAACCAAUAAGGCCAGGCUUGUGGUCUUUCCGGAGACCUACAUCUCUGCUUUCCCGAUAUGGAGUUCUCUGCGACCGCCUACUGAGAACCAUUCGCUAUUCCAGCGCAUGGUUCAGGAAUCUAUCUAUGCUGAUGGUGUUGAAAUGGAGGCGAUGCGUGAAGCGGCGCGAUCGCAUAACGUCCUAGUCAGCAUUGGCUUCAGCGAAAGAUCCAGACACAGUAACGGCUGCCUAUACAACUCGAACAUCUUCAUUGGAACUGAAGGCGAUGUCUUAGUUCACCAUCGCAAAUUGGUUCCGACUUUCUUCGAGAAGCUUACGUGGAGUAGCGGUGACGGCCAUGGGCUACGUGUGGCUAACACACAAUCCGGACGCAUUGGCACAUUGAUUUGUGGCGAGAACACUAAUGCGCUUGCAAGGUACUCGUUGAUCGCGCAGGCUGAGCAGGUACACAUUUCAACCUGGCCCGCAAUUUGGCCGACAAGAACUUCACAUCACACCGCGCAAACCACCGACGAUAGCAGUGAGCAGUCUAGUGCGGGCGUUGCGCGUGGGAUGAAUUACGACAAUCUAGCCGCAAACAGGACCCGCGCCGCAGCACAUUGCUUUGAAGCGAAGUGUUUCGGUGUAGCAUGCUCUGGCCAUCUCGGUGAAGACGCUAUCGAAACAAUCAUCGAUGGUGCAAGCCAGCCAGAGGUUGUGGCCGAUACUCUACGCGCUAUGCCUCGAGCGGCGACCUUCUUCUUGGAUCCCACUGGCGCACCGUUGCGUAGCUUUACUUACCGGGGUGCGGAGAAAGAGUAUGUACAGGCAUUGCAGGGUCAAGAAGGUAUAUUGUACGCUGAUAUGAACCUGGACGAUUGCAUUGAGGGCAAACAAUAUCAUGAUGUUGUAGGUGGAUAUCAGCGACUAGAUGUGUUUGACCUCAAGGUCGAUCGGUCAAGAAAAGAACCAGUACGCUUCAGUUAA